UCACUGAGCUUCUGAGCGGAGAGGUUCCUAUAAGGUGUCAGGAUGUCGCUGUCUAUUUCUCCAUGGAGGAGUGGGAGUAUUUAGAAGAACACAAGGAUCUGUACAAGGACGUCAUGAUGGAGAAUCACCAGUCCCUCACAUCACCGAAUGGAUCCAGUCAGAGAAAUCCACCAGAGAUAUGUCCCAGUCCUCUGUAUGCCCAGGACUGUCCAGAGGAAAAGCAGAAUGUCCCACUGGAUCAUCAGGAAAUUUCUGAUGAAAGGAUGAGUGGACCUAAAAAAAACGUAUCAGUGUCCGUGAAUGGUGAAAACUGGAUGAGCGACUCCCAUGGACAUCUCCAUUUAUCUUCCUGUCAUGAAGCAGAAGAUAACAAUACCUCACAAGCUAAUUCAAUAACUCCUAAUGUAUCCUCUGUCCUUCACAGUGAAGAUCUAUCCACCGAUCCCGCAGGUCUCAAGAAACUGUCUUCUAGUCAAUCACUGAUUGGCAGAACAAGAAGUAAACAGAAAUGUGGGAAAAUAUGUGAGAAACAAAAAGAAUCCAAUCUUUAUUUACAUAAAAGAAAUUGCAGAGAUAAAAAACUACUUUCAUGCUCUCAGUGUGGAAAAUGGUGUACCAGUCAAUUCAGUCUAAAUGAACAUCUGAGAACUCACACAGGGGAGAAGCCAUAUGCAUGUCCUGAAUGCGGGAUAUGUUUAAAAUAUAAAUCAAAUCUUGCGACACAUCUUAGAAUUCACACUGGGGAGAAGCCAUUUUCAUGUUCACAAUGUGGGAAAUGUUUUAGUCUGAAAUCAAAUCUUGUGCACCAUCUAAGAAUACACUUAGGGGAGAAGCCGUUUUCAUGCUCAGAAUGUGGGAAAUGUUUUAGUCUGAAAUCAAAUCUUGUGAAACAUCUAAGAAUCCACUUAGGGUUGAAACCAUUUUCAUGUUCAGAAUGUGGAAAAUGUUUUAACCGCCAAUCAAGCUUUAUUCGGCAUCAGAGAACUCACACAGGGGAGAAGCCAUUUUCAUGUUCAGAAUGUGGGAAGUGUUUUAGUCAGAAAUCAAAUCUUGUUAAACAUCAGAGAACUCACACAGGGGAUAAGCCAUUUAUGUGUCCUGAAUGUGGGAAGUAUUUUGGUGCGAGAUCAUUGCUUAAAGAACAUCUAAGAACUCACACAGGAGAGAAGCCUUUUGUAUGUCCUGAAUGUGGAAAGUAUUUUGGUGUAAAAUCAUUGUUUAUAGAACAUCUAAGAAUUCACACAGGAGAGAAGCCAUAUUCAUGUUCAGAAUGUGGGAAAUGUUUUAACCGCCAAUCAAGUUUUGUUCGGCAUCAGAGAACUCACACAAGGUAGAAGCUAUAUUCAUGUCUUGAAUGUGGAAAGUUCUUUAGUCACAAAUCGCAUCUUGUUACACAUCCGAGAACUCGCACAGGAGAGAAACCAUUUAUGUGAACUGAAUUUUGGAAGUAUUUUGAGCAAAAUCAUAGCUUAUAGAACAUGUUAGAACUCAUAUAGGGCAGAAGCCAUUUUCGUGUUCAGAAUGUGGGAAAUGUUUUACCCAUCAAUCAAGUUUUAUUCAGCAUCAGAGAACUCACACAAGGCAGAAACCGUAUGUCCUGAAUGUGGGAAAUCAUUUAGUUUGAAAUCUAGUCUUGCUAAACAUGGGAGAACUCAUUCGGGGAGAAGCCAUUUUGUAUAGUUUAGAUCGUAGUACAUGUGACAAGUUCCUUUUAACUUCCUGUCUGCUGUGACUAAUGCUGAUUGAUGCAUAGAGGAGGUCAGAACAAACAGGCACCCCAUGUGGCUUCAUUCACACAUCAUUAUGGAUAUAGUGAAUGAAGCUGUUGUCUUACUGGUCAGGAGUACAGGACAUUUCUAAUCUGUAUGAUUUCAUAAUAAAGAAGACACAACCGACAAAGGGGUUUUAUUAACUUAGACAAAAUGGCCCCUUCCACAUGAUAAUGAAAAGGAAAAAUGUGCAACUCAUCAGGUUUGAACUAAAGGAAAUGCAGCCAGUGGAGAUGCUUUAUGUUGUCCUAAACUGAACCUACACUAAUCACCCUCCAAUGUAACUCUGUAUUGCAAUAAUUGCUGCUAAAGGUGAUGUCAUCAAGGCCAUAACAGGUGACCGUCACAUCAGCUGGAGUCACAACCACUUGUACUGGAAGGGAUUUAUCAGUGGCUACUGGAAAUGUAGAUAUGAUCCACAGAACUGAAGAUGAAGAGAACCCUACUAUUCAUUUUUUAUUAGAUUCUCCAAUAGGAAAACAUCUACUAAAGGGGGAUAUUACUGGUAUGGUAGGGAUCAUUUUUCACCUCUGAUCUGUCACUUCUGGAUGUGCCGAAAAACAGACAGAUCAUCAUCAGAUCCCAUUAUAAUCAAUUUUGGUUUCUAUGAUGAAUGUUCCUUUAUUUUUUUGUUGGAUUCAGUGUUGACUUGAGCUUCCUCCUGCAAUGAUUAUCCUAAUCAUCAAUCAUUUUAUCCUACUCAAAGAGUGAUCAUUCCAUAUAAUGUAUA
Molecule: messenger RNA, 2499 nt
Organism: Bufo gargarizans (Asiatic toad)
Lineage: Eukaryota; Metazoa; Chordata; Amphibia; Anura; Bufonidae
Product: zinc finger protein 501-like
Exons: 5
Coding region: 63-1334 (423 amino acids)
Biological process (GO): regulation of transcription by RNA polymerase II
Molecular function (GO): DNA-binding transcription factor activity; RNA polymerase II cis-regulatory region sequence-specific DNA binding
Source: RefSeq, a predicted model, not a curated record